AUGGAUGUCAAGGAUCGGCGACACCGCUCUCUGACCAGGGGGCGGUGUGGCAAAGAGUGUCGCUACACGAGUUCUUCCCUAGACAGUGAAGACUGUCGCGUGCCCACGCAGAAGUCCUACAGCUCCAGCGAGACUCUGAAGGCCUAUGACCACGACAGCAGGAUGCACUAUGGAAACCGAGUCACAGACCUCGUUCACCGGGAGUCAGAUGAGUUCCCAAGACAAGGAACUAACUUCACCCUUGCAGAGCUGGGGAUCUGUGAGCCCUCCCCGCACCGAAGCGGCUACUGUUCCGACAUGGGGAUCCUUCACCAGGGCUACUCUCUGAGCACAGGGUCUGACGCCGACUCCGAUACAGAGGGAGGGAUGUCUCCAGAACAUGCCAUCCGAUUGUGGGGGAGAGGGAUAAAAUCCAGGCGCAGUUCCGGCCUGUCCAGUCGUGAAAACUCGGCCCUUACCUUGACUGAUUCUGACAACGAAAAUAAGUCAGAUGAGGAGAACGGUAGGCCCGCUUCUUAA
Balaenoptera ricei (Rice's whale) is the source of this 519-nucleotide messenger RNA. Its product is annotated as teneurin-2-like. The coding region runs from base 1 to 519 and encodes 172 amino acids. The record is from RefSeq and is a predicted model, not a curated record. Gene Ontology annotation, cellular component: membrane. NCBI's taxonomy places the organism in Eukaryota, Metazoa, Chordata, Mammalia, Artiodactyla, Balaenopteridae. The transcript has a single exon. Gene Ontology annotation, biological process: signal transduction.